Silurus meridionalis is the source of this 3356-nucleotide messenger RNA. RefSeq names its product lysine methyltransferase 5B (gene kmt5b). Bases 736 to 3174 code for a protein of 812 amino acids. Lineage: Eukaryota; Metazoa; Chordata; Actinopteri; Siluriformes; Siluridae. Gene Ontology annotation, molecular function: protein binding; histone H4K20 methyltransferase activity. Gene Ontology annotation, cellular component: nucleus. The transcript is spliced from 10 exons. The record is from RefSeq and is a predicted model, not a curated record.
AAAUCCGUUUAUUUGUGGCACCAUUCAACAACAACAGUGUCAUGUCUGGACGGCGUGAUGUUUGUCGCACAGUGUGAUGUUCGAGCAGUUCUUACAGACAGAGCACUGUGUGAGGAGCGGAGUUGGAGCGCUCACAGGGAACUCGAGUCGCUGAUAGACAGAGGAUGUUGUUGCUAUGCACGCCGGCGAGCUGCGCACUCACACCAGUGGACAUUUAAAGGGAAAUAACAACGCUCUCUCUGUACACAGCCAAGUUUUUUUUGCGUGGUUUUUCCAAGAAUUCGCUAAACUAUCCCCUGUAUGCGUGCGUGUGAAGGGUAUUCGGGCUUUCUGUGGAUUUAAAAGCAGCGUACAUCAAGCCAGACGACAGGAACAAUAGGGUUUUUUGGGUCUAUUUUUUCCGGAGGAGGUUCUGUGGCCUAUCUUUCUACUAUAGCCAAACCCUGUCGCCAUCUUGAAUUUUAAUGUAAAUUAUCUUGCAGGGUUUUUUUGAGGUUUGCUAUAUGGAAGAUUUUAGGUGAUAUCCCGCUCAUUUUGGCCUCUUAUAACGGGUAUGGCUUAACCCGAGGAAAAAAGGAUAGAGUGCAAGCUGGAUUGAAAAUUGCACACUACAGCAUAUAUUCUGAUUGCCCAGAGAGCAAGGGCGAAAAAGCUACUUGCAUGUUGCUUAUGAUUUCUCACAAGUACAUAGAAGCUAAAUGAGCCUUCAGCAGAAAGCCUGCUGGUAUGAAGUAGAUGGGAGAAUCCAAGAACAUGGUGCUGAAUGGAAGGAGACAUGGCAGUAGGUUCUCCAGCAAUCAGCCCAAUGGGAAGACCAGGCUGCAGAAUAGCCAGAGGGCCCACCUGCGCCAGAGCAAAAGCUCCCCUAGUGGCAGGAGAUGCAGCAGGCGUGUCAGUGGUGCAGCUCCAGAGCCAGAGAGGCGCCAUGUGCCCUCAUCAGGGAUGACUGCUAAAGAGCUGUGUGAAUAUGACGACUUAUCCACCAGCCUGAUUCUGGACUCUUACUUGGGUUUUCAGACUCACAAGAUGAAUAUGAGGUUUCGCCCAAUGAAGGGUCGACAAUCGGAGCUUAGACAAGUGAUCGAAAGCUUUAAGAAGAACGACAACAUGGAAAAAGCUUUCCAGGCUUUGACGUCUUCAGACUGGAGAAGGCAUAAUUUUCUCAAUAAAACAAAGGCCCAGGAAAAGCUGUUUAAAGCACAUGUCUUCGUUUACUUGCGCAUGUUUGCAACAGACAGUGGGUUUGAAAUUCUUCCAUGCAGUCGCUAUUCCUCUGAGCAAAAUGGAGCCAAAAUUGUAGCAACAAAAGUUUGGAAAAGGAAUGAUGAAAUUGAACACCUUGUGGGUUGCAUUGCUGAGCUGUCUGCUAAUGAAGAGAAGAUGUUGUUACGCCAUGGAGAGAAUGACUUCAGUGUCAUGUACUCUACGCGCAAGAACUGUGCUCAGCUUUGGCUGGGACCUGCUGCUUUUAUUAAUCAUGAUUGCCGGCCAAAUUGCAAGUUUGUGUCCACAGGUCGGGACACUGCAUGCGUCAAGGUCCUGCGAGACAUUGAACCAGGGGAAGAGAUCUCAUGUUACUAUGGAGAUGGCUUCUUUGGAGAAAACAACGAAUUCUGUGAAUGCUAUACAUGUGAAAGGCGUGGCACUGGUGCUUUUAAGUCAAAAGCAGGACCGCCUGCUGAGGUCACAGUGAUCAAUAGCAAGUAUGGCCUGAGGGAGACUGAUAAGAGGCUUAAUAGACUAAAGAAGCUGGAAGAGGGCAGUAAGAAAUCAGACAGCCAGUCUGUUGCCUCUACUGAAGCAGAGUCUCAGGAACCACCCAGUGGACUGACAUCAUUACGGAAGAGGAUGUCGCAACCCUGUCUCAAAGCGCACUGCAAAGGCAGAGCUGUGACGAGACAAACUCGGCCAAGCACUCCUACCUCUACCUCACCCCAUAAACGAAGUCAAACAAUAAAUUCAAGUUUACCAAAGAGACUUCGGUCAAAACCCACACAGCCUUUGUCUAAAGGAAGGAGACGGCCUCAAACAGCAGGACUAAAAUCGUCCACCAGGGCAAAUGUAGGGGCCUCAGGCCUCAAGCAGCCUUGCAAAAGAGAGGCAGACAGUCGAGGAGUCUCUCAGUUCCCUGGCUGCAGGGGUGGCAUUAAGCCUGCUGCAAAUCAUGAAAACAAUCAGAACUCCCUCAAGGGUGCUUCAGCUUGCAAGGGCAAUGUGUCUUGCCCAUAUAGAACUCGCAGGUCCAGCAGGACCUCUCUUGGUGCUCAUGAGUGUGAUGGAGGCAAGCGUGCCCCAAAGCCAAGCAGCACAAACAAAGUUGCGGGUAACACGGCCCUCAAAGUGGAGCCUGACCAUUUUGUUCCCACAAUGCCUGGCCAUCAGAUUAACAUCUCCAACCUAGAGGCCAGUUGUCCCAAAAAAGGGACAUGUCCAAGACGGAGGAGGACAAUAAAACAGGAGGAAACGGGCACCUACAUAGACGAUCUUUAUCAGGAGGGUGUGCCUGACCUGCGACAUGCAGCACGUGCUGCUGAUGUGGCAGACUGUGCCAAGAUGCCACUUGAGAUACCAGAACGGCAUUACGAAGGCUUGGCCGAGAGUUCCAAGGUAUCACGGCGCAUGAAAGGCAGCAAGAAAAAGCGGCGUAUCACACGCUAUGAUGCACAACUUAUCUUAGAGAACAACACAGGCAUCCCCAAGCUAACACUGCGGCGGCGACAUGACAGCAACAGCAGCAAAAAGAAAGAGCAUCGAGAUACCAAAGCUGUGCGAGGCUCAUCAAAGAUCAGCAUCAAGUUCAGCAAAGAGCGGGAAAAUGAGCAUGCUGGCCUGUAUGUGGCCAAGUUGAACAACGGCUUUGGUCAUGGACCUCAUGGUAGCUCCACCAAGCUAAAGAUUCAGCUAAAGCGUGAAGAGGAUGUGACCUUUACAGGUUUAGUCAAAAGGGAGGAGGGUGAAGUUCUGGAGAGAGAGGUGGGAGUUCAGAUGGGUCGGAACCUCAAAGAGGACUCGCUGACUUCGGAAGAUGAAGAGGAGGACUACUUUGACAAUGAGGAUGACUUUAUCCCUCUUCCACCAGCGAAACGUUUGCGGCUCAUUGUGGGCAAAGAUUCCAUAGAUAUUGACAUCUCCUCAAGAAGGAGAGAGGACCAGUCACUCAGACUCAAUGCCUAAGCUAUGUAAAUAACCCUCAAUCCUACCAAUUAUGUGUUCAUUUUGAAUAAAUUAAUUUAAAUGUGGAAUAAGAAUGGCGAAUGUACAGUGAAAUCAACACAAGAUAUCUUUCUCUACAUUUUAAUGGUGGCACUUCUUUAUUGUUUAUUCUUCAUAAAUAUAUAAAUAUUGUAGAAACUGUA